This is a messenger RNA of Lodderomyces beijingensis, 2373 nucleotides long. The record is from the annotation of a GenBank genome assembly. Lineage: Eukaryota; Fungi; Ascomycota; Pichiomycetes; Serinales; Debaryomycetaceae.
AUGGAGUGCGAUAAGAAGGAUGGCACUCACGACGACAAAAUCAACAAGGAGUGUGAUGUUUUGACAAAGAAGUUCACGUCUCUUAAUCGACCAAGGCAACCGUUACGAGAAGCCAAUGCAAACAUCCCCACACCUUCAUACAAACUACGUACCGCCGUCACCAAUACCACUGCCAGCACCGCCAUAACUAAACAAGGGCUGCCUUGCAAAAACCAUCAGUCACCUCAGCUAGGAGGACGUGGCAGCAGAUACUCACCCAGGAAGAAAAGUAACUGGCACGCGAGAGGAGAAAGUUCUCGAGCUUCCAGCGUGCGAGCAAGUGACUCAGAUGAAUGUCCCUUGAAAGAGUUGCAUGUACAGCCGAAGGAAGCCACGCCCGUUCCCCAGUUUCUCUUGAAGAGAGCUUCCCAUCUGGUGGGAUCUCAGGAGCAGCAGCCAAUUGCAAAACCAGCAGAACAAGCUGAAACAGCAGAAAAUUUUUCAAAAAAGCGAGAUCGAGACUCUCUGGGCAUAGCUGACGCGGUUGCAAAAGAGCGCGAUGUCAAACGAAAGCUUGAUCUAGAGGCAAAUACGUUAGAUCCCGAAAAGAGAGCUGAGUUGGACAAGGGUGGGGUGCAAAAUCGAGCAGAAGGGGAACAAAACAAAGAAAAAGAAGAAGAAGAAGAAGAAGAAGAAGAAAAACUAGUAGAUCAGUCAAAGAAUGUACACAAAUCGGUCGUGCUAUCUAACAAAGACGUAUUUGGUCAACCAGGCAUAGAUGACAAGGAGAAGAAACUGCCGGAAAAGUCGGAAAGGAAUGAAGUUCAAAAGCCCGAGACGAUAAAUAAAAGUCAGUUGUCCAAAGAGAUAAACAUCAUUGGCAACGAAACACAUGCUGCCCCCAUCGCCAGUUUUGAUGAUUCCACGACGGCUAGCAAAUUGGCAGCGCAAUGUGAACGCCCGCUCAAACUGAGAUUACUCGUGGCUCAGCAGAAUCAGCAAAGACUCAAGGAAAAGGAAACUCUCAAAAUGACUCGUCCAGAGCCCACGGCAAAACCACAAAAUUCCGUCCUUCAGGAAUUGGAUUUGAACCAACUCGAUCACAGCCAUCAUGACAAAGUGGAAAAAGUGCACAAGGCUCAAGUGCAACAACAGCAACAAAAAACCAAUGGAAGACUCUCGGGAGAAGAAUUGUACCAGUGGCAGCAGUCAUGGAAAAGAAUCAUGCGUGAGUCGGUGGCCUUCUUUGAAGGCCAGCAUGAUCGCCGUCUGGCUGAGUAUAGGAGAGCUUUGAAAUACCUCAAGUAUGUCGGGUGUGAAGUUGCACCUUUUUACGCCAACAAUGUCACCAUAAUCAUAUCGAAGCGCCCCUACGACGACAAAACUGCCUAUCCUCCCCAUGACAUUUUCUACAACGUUUCAAGAUCAAAAGUCAAAGUUUGGAACUAUGAUAAACUCUUUCGGUUCAUGAAAAACUUGGGAUUGACCACCACCACUAGCGACGAGCAAGCUGUAAAUACUCGCGCCAACACGCAAACCUCGCUUUCAACAAACAAGUUGUACAAUUUACUCAAGGAGGAAAAAAUCUACGGUUCAGCUGAUAGAGAUCCAAAUGCUAGACGUGACGAUUUCCACUAUUUUGGGAAAAACUACUUGUAUGUCUAUGAUUUGAGUCAAGCCGUGAGACCGAUUGCUAUUAAAGAAUGGAGCAACGAUUACCCAACCCUCAACCUAACGUUGGACGGGAAAUGUCCAUUCAUGUACGAUCCUUCUAAUGAAAACUCCGAGAAUAGGAAAACAAAGAGAAGAAAAAAUUUCGAAGCCACUAAAUCCCACCGGAUGGCUCUAAAAGCUGCUUCUCAUAAUGUUAUAACUGGAGUCUCCAUGUCGGUUAAUGGUUUCACUGGAACCAGCACCAGUACCGACAAGAUUGAGGAGGACACUUUGUUUGAUGAAGUCGAAUUUAGACAACCCUUGGCUAGAAACUCCUCGUGCAUGCAAUCCAAAACGGUGGAAAACAUGGCCUCAGGGUAUAAUGGUGUUUCCAACGCUCUCCAAUUCUCGAUGGAUUCAAACUUGAACAGCUAUGUCGGUGCCGCGGGGAACGGAUUGGGACCAAUUGGGUCUCAAGUUCCAUCGAAAAACUUGAAUAAUCUCAAGAGGCGAAUAUUCAUGAAGAGGAAAACUAGCGAGCGCAGGGAAAAGGAGCAUACCCCUGGUUAUUGCGAAAACUGCCGCGUCAAGUAUGACCAUUUCGACGACCACAUUAACAGCAAUAGACACAGGAACUUUGCAUGCGAUGACGAAAAUUUCAAAGAUAUCGAUGAGUUGAUCUUUAGCUUGAGAGAGAGUAAAUCACUAGGCCAUGUAACGUCCAAUGGCGACUAUGUAUGA